This is a messenger RNA of Ectocarpus sp. CCAP 1310/34, 906 nucleotides long. The record is from the annotation of a GenBank genome assembly. Lineage: Eukaryota; Phaeophyceae; Ectocarpales; Ectocarpaceae.
AUGUAUCAGCCGAAGAAAAGCACCAACUUCUCCACCGCCGCAGCUCUCAGCGAUGACGACGACGUAGAGGACGAAGAGGAAGAACGAUCAAGACGUACAAGCAACAGAACCCAGUUCGAAGCUUCCACCGCGGCGGCGAUGAUGCGCCCGCCUGCUGUGGUGGACAGUCGUGAUGCUGACGAGUUGGAGGAGGAUAUGCGUAGGGGGGUAACAGCGCCGCGAACGACACUGCCAGUCGCGCACGUCUGCCCCUUCAGGUUCCCUAGCGAGGAGGGUGGGAUCUAUGAUGCCCACAGUAGCAGCCAGAUUCGUUACAAAACAGGGAUGGAGAAGGACGAGUUCGACGCCUUUUACGAAGACACGUUCCUGGAUGCUGAGGGAAACCGUCUCGCCCGCUCAUGGCUGUUUGGGCAAGCUCGGAACCACCUCGGAAACUACUCGGCGGAGGACAACAAGGCCAGGCGGGUCAUCCGGGGGAGCAUGGAUGACAGAGACCGAGUUUUGUGCUGGCUGGAGAUGCUCAGGAGGGACACUUGUUUCGAGGACAUGGCCCUCGCAUAUGGACGGUGUGCUGGGACGUAUCACAACGAGUUCAAGGACACGACGGCGGCCGCGCAGAACAUGCCUUGUCUGCAAGAGGAGAUCCAGUGGCCUGACGCAGCGGAGCGGGCAGCUCAUUGCACUUUCCUUCAAACCUGGGGUCACCCGGAUUUCCCUCGUGUAGCUUACAUCGCCGACGGCACCAUGGUGAACAUGCGGAACCCUGCCAAGGUCGGCAAGGGACAACCAGAGCCUCACGCCCCGGUGCAUCAGGCGAACUACUCCGGUAACAAGGGCCUUGGAACUAGCCAUAUCGUCUACUGCAACGUCAGGGGCAAACCGAUACGGGUGCGUCGUAUACUUUGA